Molecule: messenger RNA, 1274 nt
Organism: Triticum urartu
Lineage: Eukaryota; Viridiplantae; Streptophyta; Magnoliopsida; Poales; Poaceae
Biological process (GO): ethylene-activated signaling pathway; regulation of DNA-templated transcription
Molecular function (GO): DNA binding; DNA-binding transcription factor activity
Source: RefSeq, a predicted model, not a curated record
GAGUCAUAAUAUCCGUUGGCCUUCUCCAACCGCAAAAAGAGCAAGCGUCCAAGGCCGCCAUGAACGCGCGGUUCCAAAGAAAAAGCUCAGUUAAAGUUUUUCUCGCGGAGCGAGCGGGAAGAAGAGGCCAAGCGCCCAAGCCUCUGGAGGUCUGCAUCCUUAGCCGUUAAGCAGAGCAGUGCAUGGCUAGGUCGGUUUCGCUUCGCUUGACGCUCCCUUUAUUUAUUACACUCUCAUGAUGAAGCCCGAUUUGCUUCCGCUGCACCGUUUUAAUGCGUGUUUAGACUAAUAUAGUAAGUGAUUGCUGGCUUAAUCCGAGUUUGCUUCUUCCUCCGCCGUGCCUUGGUUGAUCGCGUCGAGGUUUUAAGGAAGGGGGCGUAUAAAUUGCACCCGGCAUGCUUCCCCUGCAAAAGCUGAUGUGUGUGUCUGAACCCGUGCGAACCUACGGAGCAAUGCUGACGCCGCCGACGACGUUGCCGGCGGCAGGGGCGCUCUCGGAGCAGGCCGAGACCGCGGCGAUCGUGUCCGCCCUCACGCACGUUAUCGCCAGCGGCCGCGGCCCGCCGGCGCCCGCGCCACCGCUGCUCAUGCCGUGCCGCCCGGGCGUCCAGCAGCUCGGCGCGUCCACGUCGUCCCGAGGAACGGAGGCGCCGCCGCCGCGGAAGUAUCGCGGUGUGAGGCGGCGGCCGUGGGGUAAAUGGGCGGCUGAGAUCCGUGACCCGCAGAAGGCGGCGCGGGUGUGGCUUGGCACGUUCGCCACCGCCGAGGACGCGGCGCGCGCGUACGACGCCGCCGCGCUCCGCUUCCGCGGGAGCCGCGCCAAGCUCAACUUCCCCGAGGACGCCGCGGCCGCCACCGCGCGCCGCGCCAGGGACGCCGCGACGGCCGCGGCGGCGGCGUCUUCGAAGCCGGCUGCGCUGCUCGAGUCGCAGGACGGCGACGUCAUGGACUACCUGGACUACUCCAAGAUCCUCGCGGAGCCGGAGCCGAGCAACGUGAUGGGCCGGCUCAUGGGCGGCGACGGGAACGGACGGUUCCUGGGGUCCUGGAGCAUCGGGACGUCGCCGACGUCGUCUGCGUCGAGCGCGUCGCUCGUCGUGUCCGGACCCGCCUCCGCUCCUCUGUUUCAGUGCGGUAGCGGCUUGAAGCAGAGCAGUGAGAGUUCGUCGCAUAGGGGCUACUAGCCAAAGGCUAUCAACCUCUUCGAGAGAGACGCGUGGGCGAUUCCUGAUGAUAAACGAGCAAAAGGGUGCGCGUCGCACUUCACAGUUUCA